Messenger RNA from Hydra vulgaris (swiftwater hydra), 1173 nucleotides. RefSeq lists its product as uncharacterized. NCBI's taxonomy places the organism in Eukaryota, Metazoa, Cnidaria, Hydrozoa, Anthoathecata, Hydridae. The record is from RefSeq and is a predicted model, not a curated record.
GAAAAAUAGUAACCGAACAAAAAAAAUAUUUUUGAAGACACAUGACACUUGGUUAAAAGCCUCAACAAAUAUUUGUAUUGUUCAAGCACGAAACAAAGAGAAAAAAAGCCAUAGUGCAAUGGGUCGACCACCUUUGAAUUUUGAUGAAGCAAGUGAGCGAACGAAACGGCGAAAAACAGAGGAAAUGCGUUCGACAUUUAGUUCAUCCGAGUUAGCAUUUGCUUCUCAGAUGAGUCUUCGGGCUUCAGGAGCAUGCAAUGCCGGAGUUACAGUUAAAGAUUUACCUUCCACCAUUCAACACCGAGUCGGAAAUUAUAUAGAGAGCCUUAAAUUGUCCCAAACUUCACAAACAUCUGAACUAUGUGCUGAAACAGCUCUUUCCAAACUAAUGGAAGCAAAGCUUUCUAAACACCAAUAUUGCAUUAUAAGAAGUGCUGCAAUUGCGAAUAGCUCUUUUUUUUUACCAUCUUACGAAAAACUUAAAGAAGCCAAGAAAAUGUGUUACCCUGAAGAUAUAACGGUAACUGAAAUAAGCGCCGAAGUUAAACUGCAAUCUUUCUUAAAUCACACUUGUUUACGAAUUAUAAAAACUCAACAAGAUGUAAUUGACUCCUUGAAUGUAAAUAUUUUAUCAAAUUUUAUUUUAAUUCUUAAGUGGGGAUUUGAUGGCAGUUCCGGUCAUAGUGAAUAUAAACAGAGAUUUGCCGAUGGAAGAAACUCAGAUGCAAAUGUUUUUCUGACUUUACUUGUACCAUUACAACUUUUGUGUACAAAUUCAGUUUUAGGUCAAGAUGUUAUUCUAUGGAAAAAUAGGACACCCUCAUCUACUCGAUUUUGCCGACCUAUCAGACUGCGAUUUCUUCACGAAAAUGUCCAUACAAGCAUUAAUGAAAAAGACUAUAUUGAAGAUAAAAUUGAAUCACUGGUUCCUCUCAUCAUUGUUCAACAUAAAAUAGAAAUUAAAAUAUAUUAUAAAUUGGUUAUGACAAUGAUUGACGGAAAAGUUUGCAAUGCAAUAACAUUGACGAAAUCAACAAUGCGGUGUUAUUUGUGUUCUGCUACUUCGAGUCAAUUCAAUAAUAUCUAUUUAAAUAAAAGUUGACGAAUCAAAAUUGGAAUACGGUUUAUCAACGUUGCACGCAUGGAUUCGCUUUUUUCAAUGUUUUUUGCAUC